Molecule: messenger RNA, 1152 nt
Organism: Symbiodinium natans
Lineage: Eukaryota; Dinophyceae; Suessiales; Symbiodiniaceae
Source: the annotation of a GenBank genome assembly
AUGGCGAGGUGUUGCACUCUCCAGGUGCUUCUGCUGGUGGCCUUGGUCCGCCUCUUUUCCUGCGAGCCGUAUCUGAGACAGCUGGCCGCCAGCAACGACUCCAACGACACGAACUCCAGCACCACCACCACCUCCACAGGAGCCAGUUGCGACAGCAACACCACCAACUGCACCAGCCCGGCAACUACCACCUCGGCCACGACCACCACGCCCGCCGCCACCACCACCACCACCUCUUCCAGAGCUGUCGUGGGCGCACCGGCUCAGGAUGACAGUACCCUGAUCAUCGUCAUUGCCGUGGUGUGCUCCUUGGUGGCGAUGGCAGCGGGCAGCCUGUGCGUCUACGGAGCCAUCGCUUACAUGCAGUCCUCCGAAGUAGAGAACCGGAAGCUCGUCAAGCAGAUCGAUUCCGACGCCGCGGGCUUUGAGACUUACCUCAGCAACGUGGCGAACAACGUGCAGCGCUUCAACCACCGACUGGACAAGGACAAGGCCCUUAAGGAGCAGUUUGAGAAGGAGGUCACGGCCUUUGCCAAGGAUUGGCAGAAGGUCGAGGAAGACAGCCGCGAAUUCCUGGACAAGCAAUACACGCCCUGCCUCCGCGCACGGCUGGAGUUGCAGCAAGCCAAGGAUCUGAAGCGCCGCCGCCUGGCGCAGCAGCGGCGCCAGGCCGCCGAGCUGAAGGCCAAAGCAGCUUUGGACCAGCAGGUCCGCCAGAAGCGAAAAGAGCUGGACCUGGAAGAGAAGAAGCGGAUAAAAGAAGGACAGCCUCCGCGGACGCCCGACGAGCUCAACGCCCUAGCCGCCGAGGCAGUUCGCGUGGGCCAGGCGGAGUCGGGUCGAGCCAAAUCCUUGAUGAUCGGCGCGUCCAGCGCCAACCUAGUGCAAGAGGAGGAGGUCGGGUGUUGCCCGGGCUUCCCUGUUACAAGCAACAGCGAGCUCCGAAAGCAGAUCAAGCGCCUCGCGGAGCUGCAGAACCUCCACGCCAACAGCAUCACACAGCUAAAACAGCUGCGAGAUCAGGUCGAAGUUAUCAAGAACUUCGCGCACCCGCUGCUGAACAAGAUUGAGGUGAAGCCUUACAGCGUGCUGGGCACCACCGACAAGGACCAGCUCUGUGAGCUGCAAAAGAAGAGCAAGAGAAGAAGCUGA